Molecule: messenger RNA, 1371 nt
Organism: Cucumis melo (muskmelon)
Lineage: Eukaryota; Viridiplantae; Streptophyta; Magnoliopsida; Cucurbitales; Cucurbitaceae
Exons: 2
Coding region: 136-1029 (297 amino acids)
Source: RefSeq, a predicted model, not a curated record
GUAUUCACAGAACCGAAACCGAGAGGAGGAGAAAAAGAAAGGAGAAGAAGAAGAAGUCGCCGCCGUGCAUAAUCCUUUUGUUCCGUCGUCGACCGCCCUCGCCGUUGUUCCUCGUCGCCGUCUGCCACUUUAGUUAUGGAUAAGGGUUGGAUGAAACUUAGAAAUAAGUUAUCCCUUGAGUAUAGACAUGGAGUGACCCAAUUUUUAGAAUUUGCCAAAUUUCACGUUGAUGCUUACGGACGAUUGAGGUGUCCAUGCAAGAGAUGUUUGAAUUUAAAUUGGAGAUCAUUAGAGGGUGUGGAAAGACAUCUGCUGACUAUAGGAAUAUCCCCCUACUACACAGAAUGGGUGUAUCAUGGAGAGUCAUUAAGCUAUAGAGGUACAGAAAACUUUGAGAAAGGAACUAGUAGUAAUCCUUUUAAUGAAGGAACUAGUAGUACACAAUUUAAUGAAGAAGGUGAUAUCUUUGGUAUGCUAAAUGAUUUACAAGCCCCUAUUGAACAUGAAGAGGAAAUAGAGGAAUUUCGUUUGGAAGAUGAAAUGGCGAUGAAUGUUGGGGUAAAUAUAGAUGAAAAUACAACAAAUAAUAUAUUUCAGGACUUAUUGAAUCAAGCACGUAAUGAGUUGUACCCCGGUUGUUCUGAAUUUUCGUCGUUGAAUUUUUUGGUUAAGUUGAUGCAUGUGAAAGUUCUAAAUGGUUGGAGUAACAAGUCGUUCGACAUGUUGUUAGAACUUUUAAGAGCAGCGUUUCCAAUGUGUAAUAGUACUAUUCCUAGUUCAUUUUAUGAAGAAAAACGAAAACUUCGUGACUUGGGCUUGGGAUACGAGACUAUUCACGCGUGCAAGUAUGAUUGUGUAUUGUAUUGGAAAGAGUUUGCUGAUUUGCAACAUUGUCCUACAUGUGGCGAGGCUAGGUACAAGGUUAAUCAUAAUAGAGGGAAAAAAUUCCGCAUAAGGUAUUGCGCCACUUUCCUUUGGUACCUAGAUUACAGCGCUUGUUUGUAUCGCAGGAAGGGUCUGCUGACAUGAGAUGGCAUAGGGACAAACGUGUUGAAACAGAUGAUGUCUUGAGACAUCCAGCUGAUGCAGAGGGGUGGAAGCACUUUGAUUCUGAAUUUCCUGAUUUUGCUUCUGAUCCACGAAACGUGCGUUUGGGCUUGGCUUCAGAUGGGUUUAACCCAUUUGGUCAAAUGAGUACCUCGUACAGUAUGUGGCCUGUUGUGUUACUUCCUUACAAUUUGCCACCAUGGAAAUGCAUGAAAGAGACAAAUUUCUUUAUGUCAUUGCUCAUAUCCGGUCCUAAAUCUCCUGGUAGGGAAAUUGAUGUGUAUCUCCAACCAUUGAUUGAGGAAUUGAAAGACUUAUGAUCAA